AUGUCUUCACAUACAAAUUCUUCCAUUCGUUCUACCAUCACCCAAUCCACUCGCUCCAGCUUGGAAUCAUUAGAUUCCAGCAUUUCUCGUCACAAUUCUAUUCAAGGACCUUCUCAAGUGGAUCGUUCAUCUCUUGGGCUGAGUAGUCUGUCGCUUUCCAGUCGAAUUCUCACUCGAACUUCAACAAUAGUGAAUGCAAUUAGAGACGAUAAUCAGUAUGCCAGCAAAGUUGAAUCCAAUAAAAUCCUUCCUUCUACCUUUGGGGCAAUGAAUCCAGAGGAGGAUACGAAAUCCAUAGCUGCUUUAGCCAAUUAUGAUGGAGAAUUCAAUAAGCAGGAUGUUAUUGAUCGUCCUCCAGACGGUACUCUAUGGGGAUGGAUAAGCGCUUUCUGUGUUUGUGGUCUCAAUACUUUUAGCUGGGGUGUUAAUAGUGUCUUCGGAGUGUUUCUCAACUAUUAUGUCAGUUCGAAUCAUUUUCCAGGUGCGACCAUGGAGGAUUAUGCACUCAUUGGUGGUCUCAACUUGGGUCUAAGUUUUAUGCUCUGUAACGUAGCCAACACUUUAGUGAGGCGUUUCUAUUACAAGUAUGUAAUGGCUGUAGGUAUUGUCAUGCUUGUUAUUUGCUAUUUGUGUGCUGCAGAAGCUACUACUAUUGUCCAACUCAUCAUGUUACAGGGACUUCUUCUUUCUAUCGCUUAUGCUUUGGCUGCCGGUCCUGGUUUUGUCAUUAUUCCUACGUGGUUCCUUAAGAAGAGAUCUAUAGCCACGGGAAUCGCUACCGCUGGUGCAGGUUUAUCCGGUAUAAUUUUCAGCAGACCUAUUCAGGCUCUUAUUGAUACGACAGGGAGUUAUAAGUGGGCCCUUAGAUUGAUCGGUAUUGUCUGUGGUGUCAUGCUAACCGUCUGUACCCUUCUUAUUAGGUGUCGGCGUAAAUUGAAGGUCGUUACUGGUCGUUCCUUUUGGGGGGAUGUUCUUGCAAGCUUCACCAGAUGGGACGUUUAUCGUCAGAAGUCACUUAUCUAUUUGAUUUCGUGGAAUUUCAUCUACGGUUUUCCCUAUACCAUUCUUCUUUUCUCGAUGUCCUCUUAUUCCACUGCCAUAGGUCUCACAUCUGCUCAAGGAGCCAUAGUUACUACAGUUCAGAGUGUUGCUCAAUGUAUAGGAAGGCCGUUAUUGGGUUUACUGUCUGAUUACUUGGGUAAAACUAACAUUACUAUAAUCAUUACAGCUUUGAUUGGCAUAUUUUCACUUUGUUGGUGGACAUUCGUGAAAACUUAUGCCAAUUUGAUUGUCUUUGCUUUCGUUACAGGAAUAAUGGUGGGUGUCAAUUGGGUUAAUUUCUCUCCUCUAUGCGCAGAUAUUGUUGGUGGUGGAGAUGAUUUACUAGCAGCAGUUUCGUUUCUUUGCUUGGUUGGAGGCCCCUCUAUGAUUGUCUCCGAGAUCAUUGGAUUGAAAUUGGAAAGACCAGACGAUAAUAGACCAUACUUAAACUCUCAAAUACUCGUGGGGGUUAUGAGCAUUGCCAGUGCUGCUGUGUUAAUUCCCUUUAGAGAAUUCAAAAUUUAUAGAAUGCUCCAUGCAAGACGGGAGUUGAUCCAAAAGAAAUUAAAGGAGAAUCGAACCAGUGAAGAUUGUGCAAGGCUGAAGAGAUACGACCUCCUCUUAGAGAAGAGUACUAGGGGUUAUAUUCUACGUAGCUUCUACCCAAUCAAAGCUUAG
This is a messenger RNA of Brettanomyces nanus, 1719 nucleotides long. RefSeq lists its product as uncharacterized. Gene Ontology annotation, molecular function: transmembrane transporter activity. NCBI's taxonomy places the organism in Eukaryota, Fungi, Ascomycota, Pichiomycetes, Pichiales, Pichiaceae. The transcript has a single exon. Gene Ontology annotation, biological process: transmembrane transport. The record is from RefSeq and is a predicted model, not a curated record. Bases 1 to 1719 code for a protein of 572 amino acids.